CGGGAAGGAGGGAGGCUGUGGCACCGGCGGCGACUGCCGAGGAGGAGGAGGAGGAGAAGGAGGAGGGGGAGCGGAGGGAGGUGUUUCUGUCAGUUCCGGCUGUUUGUUCGGGAAGUGAAUCCGCCGCUGCCGGAGCAGCCCGGAGGGAGCUGCGGUUCGCGAGGCCAGUACCGACCCCGCCCGCCCGCGCGCACCGCCCGCGCCCGCCAUGGCCCGGGACUACGACCACCUCUUCAAGCUGCUCAUCAUCGGCGACAGCGGUGUGGGCAAGAGCAGCUUACUGUUACGAUUCGCAGACAACACUUUCUCAGGCAGCUACAUCACCACCAUCGGAGUGGAUUUCAAGAUUCGGACUGUGGAGAUCAACGGGGAGAAGGUGAAGCUGCAGAUCUGGGACACAGCUGGGCAGGAGCGCUUCCGCACCAUCACUUCCACGUAUUACCGUGGGACCCACGGGGUUAUUGUAGUGUACGACGUCACCAGUGCGGAGUCCUUUGUCAAUGUCAAGCGGUGGCUUCACGAAAUCAACCAGAACUGUGAUGAUGUAUGCCGAAUACUAGUGGGCAAUAAGAAUGAUGACCCUGAGCGGAAGGUGGUGGAGACAGAAGACGCCUAUAAAUUUGCUGGGCAGAUGGGAAUCCAGCUGUUUGAAACCAGUGCCAAGGAGAAUGUUAACGUGGAAGAGAUGUUCAACUGCAUCACAGAGCUGGUUCUGCGAGCAAAGAAAGACAACUUGGCGAAACAGCAGCAGCAGCAACAGAAUGAUGUGGUGAAGCUCACGAAGAACAGUAAACGAAAGAAACGCUGCUGCUAAUGCCCCAGUCCACUGCAGAGACUGCACUGUGGUCCCUCCCCCAGCCCGAGGCCCACGGGGGCUCCUCGGGGGACAGUCUCAGUUUUGUGCCGUUAUUUAAAGAAUUCUCUCCAUGUUUUUGUAUUGGGAGGCGCCAUCGGCACUUCCUCCCCCAUCCCCCCCCAGUGCCAAGAAGCUGUUGGAGGAGCCUGCCCUUCCCCACUGGUGCCCUCCUCCCUGCCGAGGCGCCUGGACCUGGUGAGGAUGCUGCCAGCGGAGCGGACUGAUUAACCAGUUUGUACAUAGUGUAUAUUGCUUUAACCAGCUGCACACCCUCGUCCUGCUCUGGCUUUUGCCUCCUUAAUGCCAGCCUGCUGCAACAGACCCUCCCCUGGCCCUCCUAUCCCACCUAAUGGCCAGCAGCUUCUGGAGGAGACGGCAUCAUGUUCUAAAGCGUCUUGGGCUGGCCUGGGACGGUGGAGUGGGCUCCAUGUUGCUCAUUCUUUCCUGCAGGCUGACAGCUUCAGUCCCAGGCAUACAGGGUCUGACCCCUCUCCAGGGCCUGCGCCCAUUUUCCUGCCCCCACAGUUGUUCUGGGAGCUGGGGAAACCUGGCCUUGAGGCAGUCAUCGCCCUCUGCUGGCCCCAGGCCUUUGGUCCCACAGAGGAGGAAAUCAGUCCUACCCUUUGGCCAACAGGUUUCUUGUCCUGCCUCCUGGACACCUCUGCUAGAAACCCAGGGGAGCCGUGGCUUCUACCUUACCAACAUGUUUCAGUUCCAACAGAAAGGUAGGGGUGUGUCCGUGCAGAGACUGGGCUUGCUGGAGGCUAGAGGAGCAUUAUCUUAACAGAUAAAGUGAAGCCAAAUCAAAUGAAUUAAGUUCCUCACCAUUAUUUUCUUUCCCUGAGGUUUGACUGGAACAGCAGCAAAAGUUGUGAUCACCCUACUUUGGGUCCAGUGUUUUUAGAAAAAGUGAAUUGCUUCCUGUCAUUGUGGGGCUGGACUCUUGGCCCUGAGAACAGAAAGGGCAUUUGCACCCUUGUCCACGUUGGCGCUCCCGGGGACAGUGUGUGUUACGCACCUCUGAAUGUGAGGGUGGGUGCCGGGGCUGCUGGACAGUGGGGUGACACCUCUGAGCUUGGAUCACUGACUAUUUCAGUACAAAGGUAGUAGGAAGACUUCUCAGUGGGACAUGAAAAGUGGCAGUGCGGCUGGUGACAGUCCAGUUCUGUGCACCCCAGUCCCCUGGAGGAGAAACCAGUCACCUACAUUUGAUUACUGUUCCCCUCCUUCCCUGGGGGGGUACUUCGUUCCCAUUUCCCCUAAAAGGAUCAUGUAACCGGGUAAGAAAUUAUUUCAACACCACAAUGUUUUAUUAAAUUUCCUUUGCUGGGUGAUUUCCAGGCAAAGCCCUGAUUGGACAAUCACAUCACAGAUCACACUGCAGAUUUUCCAUGUUAACACUGUGGAUGGGUUUUUAAUCAAUAAAAACGGGGUUUCUUCUCA
This is a messenger RNA of Chinchilla lanigera (long-tailed chinchilla), 2299 nucleotides long. It is a transcript of the gene Rab35, whose product is annotated as RAB35, member RAS oncogene family. Gene Ontology annotation, biological process: Rab protein signal transduction; endocytic recycling. Gene Ontology annotation, cellular component: endosome membrane; plasma membrane. NCBI's taxonomy places the organism in Eukaryota, Metazoa, Chordata, Mammalia, Rodentia, Chinchillidae. The transcript is spliced from 6 exons. The record is from RefSeq and is a predicted model, not a curated record. Bases 209 to 814 code for a protein of 201 amino acids. Gene Ontology annotation, molecular function: GTPase activity; GTP binding.